AUGAAAGAAACGGAGAUUGAAGAACCUGGUAUUCCGGUGGAUGACAUUGCCAGCGACGCUACAAAGCUUGAAGAAAUGGCAAAACUUGAAUCAAAAGAAGACGUCGUACUAGAUCCACAUUGGACGGAUGUGAAACAAUUAGAGUCAUCUCCGAGCGUGCGCGCCGUUCUCUUGCGGAAACAGAUAUCACCCGGGGGUGUUGCCAGAGUUGAAGGGAAUCCGUCGCGAUACACAUUAACUGACAAAGUGACUGGGACUGUGCUUGUUGCUGCGAGGCCCGGGGAAAACAUCAUUUUACUAGGCUAUCCCUCCGUCCGAUGCUUCCGUCGCCGUAACCCAUGA
Molecule: messenger RNA, 342 nt
Organism: Aspergillus tanneri
Lineage: Eukaryota; Fungi; Ascomycota; Eurotiomycetes; Eurotiales; Aspergillaceae
Exons: 2
Coding region: 1-342 (113 amino acids)
Source: RefSeq, a predicted model, not a curated record